GUUUCAUUCAAAUGUGUGAUCAGUAGGAUACAUACAGUAUAUGAACUACUAGUAGAAUACUUAUAAUAACAACAACAAAAUACUCUCAAACUAUUUUGCUCCAUCUGAACUGUGCUGCUUACAUUUAAUAUAAAAUAAUGAAAAGCAAAUCAUUCUUUUCAUAUUGGUGUAGAAAUGUAUUAAGCCACUGCUCCUGUAAGAUUUGAGGGUUUACACAAUGGGCUUCUCUCCUCUAUUCUCAGGACAGAAUGGAAGCUUUGAUUUGGUUUUGUCUACACGGGAGGGAAUUCCAAAGAAGAGCUUCAUUCUAAUGUUCAGGAUGAGAAUAUGCUUCUCCAGGAGUUAUGAGUCUUUGAUAUCCCUGAGCAAAUGUAAGGACACAUAGUUAUUCAAACAGUAGACCUAUCCCGCCUUUGGGAUAUAAUGUUUAUUUAGGAGGAUUAAAACUGCUUAUACUUUUGAAAACAGUGUUGCAGGGAUGUGCUGGUGGUGGGGGGGGCGCAUAGGAUGAGAAAAUAGAAUGUAUAUCGAAUGUGUACACAUCUGAUUAUUCCAAUGUGAGACAUGGUGGGUGAAACAGCGUGGAGCUGUCCCUUUAAAUAUUCCUUCCGGGUGGUUGUCUCGGUAACCCGGAAGCGUCCAAUUCUGAGAUUCCCUUCCUGUUUUUUUUUGUUGUUGUACAUUUUAAGGAAGCAGGGGUGCUGGCUUAUUGUUAUUUUUUGGGGAUAUUCGCUUGUAGUUGUGAGUAACGCAAACCAUCAGUGAUCCACAAGAAGAGAAGAUCUAUGCUUACUCGACCCUGUACUUUUAUACUGUUCAUUUUGUGGAUAACUAUGGCCCAGAUUCCCGGCCAAGAGAAUAAAGAGAAAACUACUGCCCUGAAAGGUGAGCAACUAGACCUGUUGUCCAGGAUAGACCUGGACGAACUCAUGAAGAAGGACGAACCUCCGCUCAAUUUCCCCAAGACGCUUGAAGAGUUUGAGUAUGCCUUCAACGAGCAGGGCAGGUUGAGGCACACCACGACGGGCGAGGCGUAUGCGUUCAACGCCCGGGAGGAUCUCCACAGGUGGAACCAGAAACGCUACGAGGCCCUGGGAGAGAUUAUCACUCGUUAUGUUUACCAACUGCUGGAGACAAAGUGCAACCUGACAAAGGAAAUCGUGCCGGUGGAUGCCACAGCGGAGGAGCCCAGGAGCUUCAUCUACCUGAGUGCUGAUGCCAUGUCCAACCCUGCCAAGCUGCUGGUGCUCAUCCAGGGUUGCGGGGUGGUCCGGGCCGGCCAGUGGGCACGACGCCUCAUCAUCAACCAAGACCUGGACUCAGGAACACAGAUCCCCUUCAUCACCCGCGCCCAGGAGGAAGGCUACGGUGUGAUGGUGCUCAACCCCAAUGAGAACCACCUGGAGGUGGAGAGGCCGACCAAGCCUGCACCCCUGCCCUCCCCCGAGGCCUCGGACGAACCCGCCGAGAAGAGAGAGCGCAAGGACGACCGGGAGAGCAAGAAGAAGAGGGACUUCUACGAGAAGUACCGCAACCCGCAGAAGGAGAGCGAGACCGAGCAGAUCCCCAUACGAGAAAACGGCUCCCCCGAGGAACACGUGCUCUACGUGUGGGACCACUUUGUGUCCAAAGCCGCCGCCAGGAACGUCUUUGUCGUGGCGCACAGCUACGGAGGCCUGUCGUUGGUGGAGCUGAUGAUUCAGAGAGAGGCUCAGGUGAAGAACAGGGUGUGUGCCGUGGCCAUGACCGACUCAAUCCACAACGUCUGGCACCAGGACGCCAACAAGAGCAUCCAGGAGUGGCUGCAGCAGCACUGCCGUAACUGGGUGUCAAGCCCCGAGCCCCUGGACACACCGGUGGAGCCUAUGCUAUCAGACUGUCCUCGCGUCUCUGCAGGUACAGAGCGACACGAGCUGACGUCGUGGAGGAGUUUCAACUCCAUUUUCCAGUUCUUCAGUGAGGCUUUACAGACUGGGGAGGAGGAGGAGACCUCCAACACGGUCACUACACGCAGCUCCCACAGAACCAAACCCGACCACGACCACAACCACAACGACCUAUAGAACUGCACCAGCAGGAGGGAAACGCAGGGGGGGUGGAGGAGGUGCAUAAAAUCCUCUCUGUCUUCCCUCUCCAUCUUUUCCUCCUUCCUCCCUCAUCUCUGUGUGAUCUCUCUCUCUCUCUUCUGGCUGAAUUUAUCUCCCAGCUCGCACGUGUAUUGUUUUACCGGCAGAGUGCAGGGUGGUGGUGUAUACAUUGCAAUAGCGUUUUGCGUUAUUUCUAGAUGAGCGCAACUGUCAAAACAAUAUGGGCUGAGUGUUUGCGUUUCCCGUGGGCUGUGGCUCGUCUGUGGUCCGGGCCACGGAGCAGUGGUUGCAGUGGCUGAGAUUAAGGCUGACAGGCGCUGUGCACAGUGCGCCGUGGUAUACCUCUAAUUGUCCUGACAUCGCCCUGAACUGAGCUAAUACCCCGGCAGCCCUCCCCACCACUCCCCGAGGUCCUAGAGCCCGCCCCUACCCACACAGUCCUCCUCAACCCACACCACUCAUACACUUGGCAUAUCUCCCCCCCCCUCAACCCAACCUCCUACCGUCACCACAAAACGAUGGUUUUAACUCGAGUAAACAUUUGCCAUUAACAUGAGAUAAUUUUAACGUAAAGUGAGUGUGUUGUUUUUAUGGCUCCCUAGUCACAUCCAUCCCUUUCCCUUACCAUCUCCAAACACACACACACACACACUUCUUAAAACGAUAGUUACAUUUUCUGUCAAAUGAGGUCCUAUUUAUACGAUCGUACUUUGGGGAGUUGCACUGCAAUGUUUAUGACAGCUGAUAUAGUGGUGGUGUUUUUGUAUCUUACUUUCGCUCAAUGUUUUGUUGGAUUUUUAUGCACUCUGAUUCGAUUUUGUAUCGCACCAAAUGAAGUCCCAGAGUCAUAAAUGUUGACUUGAGGUUGACUGUCUUUGAUUUUUAAUUUGUAAAAAUGUCUUCUUCUUCUUUUACUGUACCCUUUUUUUUCUGUUUGAAAUCCAUGAAAUUGAUGUCCCCAGAUGAUUUAAUUUGAUGAACUAAAUAAAACAACCAUAACCUGUGCUAUAUAUGAGAAUUCAAGAAACUGAGCAGAUUUUAAAUCACUUAAAGCCCAGGAUCAAAAUGAGUUUUAGGGACAUCUCAUUUUAACAGAAACAAGUAGUCGGUAACACAGUCAUAAAAACUUCAAUACAUCCCCUUUGCACGUGUCGGGAAAUCCAAGAUUUCAAUAUUAUCCUAAGCCUAGAUGAUGUGUCUUCAGAUGCGGGGAGAAAUGUAUUUUCCGAACACUUGCCUCGAGUGCAAACGUAAAAGUGACAAAGAGGAGAGCUCUGCGUGGGUCAGCCUCGCAUAAUCUCAAUCUGGGACAUAAACAAGAUUUUUUUUUUAUAUAUAUAUUUCCACAGCGUUUAAGUUAGAAAUCACUCAAAGAAUAAUGGAAUAUCCUUCUAAUAUGCCCAGAUAUUUGUAUCACCAGAAGGAGACAGUAAGCCACUGAUACAUGAAUACACCUCACAACACAGCCACUGUCUAUCCAGACAUGCUUUACCUUUCCACAGCUUCAGGCGAGGUAUUUAUAAGGAGUGUUAAGAAAUGUAUUGGGUAUAUAUUAGACUUUUUAUUUUAUUUUUAAUUCUGUGUAAAUAACAUCCACUGGGUGAUAUUUUGAGGCUUCUGUAGGUUAUUAAACACACAUCAUUGCUUUUGUCAGUAAUGAGGGAAGCAGUUUGUGAGCUGUUGUGAUUUUCAUCUAAUUGUAUUAAUGUCUCUUUGGAUGUCACUCAUGAAGUUAACUUGUUGUUUGAUUUGGGAAUAUGUGGACUGGUGGAGAAGUUUCAUUCCAGGUUGCUGUUGUUCAUGUGUUUUCCCUUUGCGUGAAGGAAUAAACCUUUGCUAUUUUCCCUCAUUAUGUGUAUAUUGCUGCCUCAGGAAUAAACAACACACUAUGUUCACUUGAUAUUUGUAAUAAAGGGCUCGUUCCACGAAAUGAGUGCCUUUCAUAUCCCUAUUUUAAGUAUAAAUUGUACACACAUAUUGAAUUUUAAACGCCUGUUAUAUUAAAUGAAGUGCCCUUUAAUAUAGACCACAUGGAACAUUCAAUGAAUCUGAUUUCUAAUGUCAAAAGAGACAUUGAACAUCUAACAUGAGACUAACAUCUAAUUGUCAAAUUCUAGUAUAAAAGCAGGUGAGCUGGUUCAACUAUUUUUGACCAUUUUCUGGUGUUUGGUGGUGGAAAAUUGAGCAUAAGACAUCAACCCUGUUACCCAUAGAUAGACGGGCUAGAAAUGUUUUAACAAUUAAAACAUUUUUGUGAAGCUUGCAUUUAAUUGCCCCUCUCUUUUGUAAACUACAAGACUCCAUUCCCCCGAUCAGAUGGGGAUUGAUUCAUGGCUGAUUUAAGAAGUCAUCAACCCUGUUACUUUAUUUGGCACUUAAGAUGCACUUGCUAUAGUUUUUUUUUUUUUACGUUUUGUUUUUUUUUGCUCUUGAGAUGGGGAGAAAUGGGUUUUUUCAUUCAGUUGAACAUGUGCUCUUUAUGACAGAAUCUUAAAAUUUGGUGGAAAAUAAAUGUUUUUUUUUGUCACCAAGUUACACUACUCAAAAUCACCAAGUUGUUGGAUCAACCAAAAGGCCAACAAGCCAUUAUGUGAAUGGAUCAAGAGUGCAGCCUUCAACUAAAUCUAAAGCACAGUUGAUAUGUAAAUUGUGACUAAUUUUAACAAAUACUCUUGAACAUAUUAUUCUUUCAGAUUGUUUGUAUGUUUUAUUGAUCAAAGAAGUCAUCUAUCUAAGGACAUUCAUGCUUUGUGAUUUGACUAAAGAGAAACUUCACAAUUUUUUCAAAUUCAUAUUGAUCAUCUCCAGCACCACCCCAACAUCAACAUAUGUGAAAAUGGCGUGUUUCUGUGUUUCGUAGUAAAAAAAAAAUUUUAAAAGAUGUUUCCAAUGACAUCGCCUAAUUAGGAGACAAUUAGUAGGCAAUGUCAACUCACAAUUGGUCAAAAUCACAAGCUGCACACUGACGUCAUUGGAAACACUUCCUCAAUUGUUUUUACUACAAAACAUAGAAAUGCACCAUUUUCACAUAUGUUGAUGUUGCGGUGGUGCUGGAGAUCAAUAUGAAGUUGAAAAAUUGUGACGUUUCCCUUUAAAUAUAGCAUUUUUUUUAAAGUUUUUGUUCAAAUAAUUAUCCAAUCAGAUACAUUAUAGCUGUUGUGUAUUAAAAUGUCCACUGUGUUAUGUUAAGUAAACUCCAAUCAUCCACCUUAAAGAGAGAGUUUACCCAAAUUACAAAAUGACACGUUUGGUUUCCUUACCCUGUAAGCGGUCUAUGGACAAGGUAUGACGGCCAUCCUUGCUUUGGUUUAGUUGCCCUGGCAUUGUUUCCAAAUGCUAACGUUUUAGCAUUUGUGUCACAAAUGACAUUCAAGACAUGGUACCAAUAUUAGCAUUUUUCCUGCAACUAUCCCUUCAAUCAUGUUUCCCAUGCACCAUUCCCAUGUAUUAAAACAUUUUUGUCAGUUGCUGAAAUUGAA
Oncorhynchus nerka (sockeye salmon) is the source of this 5566-nucleotide messenger RNA. RefSeq names its product ARB2 cotranscriptional regulator A (gene arb2a). NCBI's taxonomy places the organism in Eukaryota, Metazoa, Chordata, Actinopteri, Salmoniformes, Salmonidae. Gene Ontology annotation, cellular component: nucleus. The coding region runs from base 786 to 2063 and encodes 425 amino acids. The record is from RefSeq and is a predicted model, not a curated record. Gene Ontology annotation, biological process: regulatory ncRNA-mediated heterochromatin formation. Gene Ontology annotation, molecular function: siRNA binding. The transcript is spliced from 11 exons.